AAACAGUCUAGAAAAAAAAAGUAAUAUGAUUACUAGAAAUUACUGAUAGUAACAAAAUAAUAGAUAGUAACAGAACAGUAACUACAACAAAAUAAAUAAAAAUAAUGCAAAAAUGAACAAAUAAUAAUAAAAAUCUACAUACUAACAACUACAUGAGCAAUACUAUAACUACUUCUACGAACGAAUAACAAGACAAAACACAAUUACAUACUACCUCUCUAUGCUAAACUCAUAACCUUCAUAAUCUCCGAUCUAAAGUUAUAUCACAUGUGCCACAUCCAAGGCCUAAAAAUCAGUAGUUCACCUUGUUGUUAUACAGUAUAUAUAUACGAUACCACAAGAACAGUGAGGAAAUUUCCUCUUUUAUGUUUUCUAGCAAAACCCUGUACACUGCAACAGCUCCUUCUCCUCCUCCUCCUCCUCCUUCUGCUUUUUCAUGGACGACGACGAAUACUCAUCAUCAUCAACAGCUUCACUACCAUCAUGUUGCAAAGAUCCAACUCAGUACGCUUUCAGCGGUAAACUCAUGCUCAUCUCCGUCCUCGUCUUCUUCUUCGUUUGCCUUCUUAUUGCCUACUUCCACCUUUACGCUAACCGAUUCCUCCUCCGCCAUGCCCGCCACCGUCGCCACCACCAUCCCGCUUCACCUAUCACGGUGGCGGUUUCUUCUCAAGGGCUCGAUCCUUUACUGCUCAAAUCACUCCCCGUUUUCGUUUACGAGGCGGAAUUUUGCAAAACUGUAAUCGAAUGUCCCGUGUGCUUGACUGAAUUUGAAAAUGGAGAAACGGGACGUGUUUUGCCGAAAUGUAAUCAUUGUUUUCACUGUGAGUGUAUUGAUAUGUGGUUUCAGUCUCAUUCGAGCUGCCCGAUUUGUCGAGCACCGAUUAAAUCAAUAGAAGUGAAUGAGAAUACAAGUGAAGGACAAGGAGAAAGAGAAGCUGAAGUUGUAAUAGUGGUGGCUGAAUCUGUAACCGAAGAAGAAGUAGAGCAUUGUGAUUUCUCCUCUUCCGAAUCUUCACAAUCGGAUGAUGGGAAAAAAACUGAGGGGAUGAUUGUUGUUCUUGGGAGUUGAUUGCUCAUAUGAUCAAUCAAUUAAUGAAAAUUGGGCAUGAGAGUCAUUUCUUUUAACUAAAAUGUCACUCCAAUUUUCUUUUGUUGUUUUUACUGUAUUUCAAUUCUGUUGGUAAGCCAAGUGGUCAAAAAUAUCACCUGAAUUGGAAAGUGACUUUAGCGUACAA
Molecule: messenger RNA, 1238 nt
Organism: Capsicum annuum
Lineage: Eukaryota; Viridiplantae; Streptophyta; Magnoliopsida; Solanales; Solanaceae
Product: RING-H2 finger protein ATL2
Exons: 1
Coding region: 437-1072 (211 amino acids)
Source: RefSeq, a predicted model, not a curated record